Messenger RNA from Zea mays, 2236 nucleotides. The record is from RefSeq and is a predicted model, not a curated record. NCBI's taxonomy places the organism in Eukaryota, Viridiplantae, Streptophyta, Magnoliopsida, Poales, Poaceae.
UCUCGUCAGAGAAGCAAAGGAGAGGAGCAAAUCCACCGGCUGCUUAAUCGCGGGAUUAGCAGGCCGGAUGGAAGAAAACUCACGUCGUUCGCCCGCCUGAUUAUUGGUUGGGCCCCUAGCAGCUUCCUUCCUCGCACGGAACCGCCCAUCAUUGCCCACCCGAAAGGCGGCGAUCACAUGGAAGUCGCUGGUGUGGUGUCGUGUGUGUGUGUGUGAUGUGUGCCGUGUGGAUCGCAAAGCGGCCGAAGAAAAAGGACGGCAAACAGCGCACGGAACGAAUGCGCUCGUCCUCGCCGGAGCGCGCAGCCGGUGCCGGUGCCGGGGCAAAGGCAACCACCGGACGGCCAUCGGGUCAGCCGCGCUGCGUGACUGCGUGUCUGCGUCUGCUUGCUUGCUUGCUUGUUUGUUACUACUAUACGUAUUGUUCAAUGGAAUGAGUGAAUGACGACAUGUGGUUAGCCAGGUUGACAGCGGACGGUGGAGAUGGUGGUGUAACGGCCGAAUCACGCCCGGCGCGUGACCCUGCACCGUUGGAUAGCGAUCGGGUCGGGUGGGUGACGGAGUGGUCUGGUCUGCCAUGGGAGCACGGGACCCCAGGUCAGGUCCGGAUGGUCGCCGCCCGGCCCGGCCCGGCCCGGAUGAGAUACCGGCGGCGCAAAAGGCGAGGCGCGCAGCGCGCGCUGGUGUACAUGCAAAUACUCCGUGUGUUGUGUCUGCGCUAGGCAGACGGGCGCGACGCAAAAAGCUUUGUUCUCAGCGGAAGGGCCUCAGCCUCACGGGGGCGAGGCCGCGAGGCGAGGCUAUAAAACGCUGCCCCACCCAAGCCAACCGCCUCGUCGUUCCAUCCAGCUCUCCCAGCGCGCUGCUCGACUCGACUCGACUUCCUCUGCAACGCGUGUCCGGUGUAGGCUGAGAGAGUGAGUGAGAGGCGAGAUGAGGAGCGGGCGGCUGGCGGUGGCGGUGGCGGUGGCUCUGGCGUGGGCGUUCGCGGCGUCGGCGGCGGCGGCGGCGCAGAAGUACAAUGCCAUCUUCAACUUCGGCGACUCCAUCACCGACACCGGGAACCUCUGCACCAACGGGAGGCCGUCGCAGAUCACCUUCACGCAGCCGCCCUACGGCGAGACCUACUUCGGCACGCCGACGUGCCGCUGCAGCGACGGCCGCGUCAUCCCGGACUUCCUCUGCUCCAGGUUCGGCCUGCCGUUCCUGCCGCCGUCCAAGUCCACGACGGCCGACUUCAAGAAGGGCGCUAACAUGGCCAUCACCGGCGCCACGGCCAUGGACGCGCCCUUCUUCCGCUCGCUCGGCCUCUCCGACAAGAUCUGGAACAACGGGCCCAUCAGCUUCCAGCUGCAGUGGUUCCAGCAGGUCACCUCCGCCGUGUGCGGGCAGGACUGCAAGAGCUACCUGGCCAACUCGCUGUUCGUGUUCGGCGAGUUCGGGGGCAACGACUACAACGCCAUGCUGUUCGGCAACUACAACGCGGACCAGGCCAGCACGUACACGCCGCAGAUCGUGAGCGCCAUCGCGGCCGGCGUGGAGAAGCUGCUGGCCAUGGGCGCCACGGACGUGGUGGUGCCGGGGGUGCUCCCCAUCGGCUGCUUCCCCAUCUACCUCACCGUCUACGGCACCUCCAACAGCGCCGACUACGACGCGCUCGGCUGCCUCAAGAAGUUCAACGACCUCUCCACCAACCACAACGCCCAGUUGCAGGCCCAGAUCUCCGCCCUCCAGGCCAAGUACAAGUCGGCGCGCAUCAUGUACGCCGACUUCUACUCCGCCGUCUACGACAUGGUCAAGAACCCCGGCAGCUACGGGUUCAGCUCGGUGUUCCAGGCGUGCUGCGGCUCGGGGGGCGGCAAGUACAACUACCAGAACAGCGCGCGGUGCGGCAUGUCGGGCGCGUCCGCGUGCUCCAGCCCGGCGUCGCACCUCAGCUGGGACGGCAUCCACCUCACCGAGGCCGCCUACAAGCAGAUCACCGACGGCUGGCUCAACGGGCCCUACUGCCGCCCCGCCAUCCUCCACAGCUAAGCUAAGCGAGGGGAGGGCGAUUAAUUUUUUAUUGUUGCCAUGUUAUUUAUACCUGUGUUUACGUUGCCGGGAAAAAAGUGUCCCGGCAGCUGCAUGCAUGUGUUGCCUCUUGUAACUUGUUAUACUGGUGGUCUUCAUUUACAAAUCAAAUGGUAUAGAUUUUUCAUGGAACCAAGGCAUGUGGUCGGGGCUUUAUAGAGAA